CAUGUGUUAGUUGGUUGGUUUUAUAGCCACACUCCACACUCAUGUGUUAGUUGGUUGGUUUUAUAGCCACACUCCACACUCAUGUGUUAGCCAGUUGGUUUUCAUAUUCAUGUGACUGCUGGAGCAGGAUAUUCAACACUGGGUAGUGUGUUAAUUAUCAUGGGAAAGCUUUUUCAUCAGGGAGUGCAUUUUAUAAUCUUAAUUAAGGGGUUCAUCAGUAAGGCCAAGUACACCAAGAUGACCACCAUCUGAGAGACCACAAGCCCAAGAUAUUUGGGGAAAGAAACAAUGAAUAUGGAAGGUGACACUGAAGAUCCCCCUCAAGGUUCACAAUGCCAUGAAGAUUAUAAAAGAGACUGUCAUGUAAAGCAUGUGGGAGAUCACCCAUCAGAGACACUUUUUAACACAGGAGAGAAGUUCCAGUGUUCAGAAUGUUCUAGAUCAUUUACUAAAAAAUCUAGUUUAGUACAACAUAUGAGGGUUCACACAGGAGAGAAGUUCCAGUGUUCAGAAUGUUCUAGAUCAUUUACUAAAAAAUCUGGUUUAGUACAACAUAUGAGGGUUCACACAGGAGAGAUGUUACAGUGUUCAGAAUGUACUAGUUCAUUUACUAGAAAAUCUAGUUUAGUACAACACAUGAGGGCUCACACAGGAAAGAAGUUCCAGUGUUCAGAAUGUACUAGUUCAUUUACUAGAAAAUCUAGUUUAGUACAACAUAUGAGGGUUCACACAGGAGAGAUGUUACAGUGUUCAGAAUGUACUAGUUCAUUUACUAAUAAAUCUAAAUUAGUUGAACAUAUGAGGGUUCACACAGGAGAGAAGUUCCAGUGUUCAGAAUGUACUAGUUCAUUUACUUAUAUAUCUAAAUUAGUUGAACAUAUGAGGGUUCACACAGGAGAGAUGUUCCAGUGUUCAGAAUGUACUAGUUCAUUUACUAAUAAAUCUAAAUUAGUUGAACAUAUGAGGGUUCACACAGGAGAGAUGUUCCAGUGUUCAGAAUGUACUAGUUCAUUUACUAAUAAAUCUAAAUUAGUUGAACAUAUGAGGGUUCACACAGGAGAGAAGUUCCAGUGUUCAGAAUGUACUAGUUCAUUUACUUAUAAAUCUAGUUUAGUACAACAUAUGAGGGUUCACACAGGAGAGAUGUUACAGUGUUCAGAAUGUACUAGUUCAUUUACUUAUAAAUCUCAAUUAGUUGAACAUAUGAGGGUUCACACAGGAGAGAUGUUCCAGUGUUCAGAAUGUACUAGUUCAUUUACUAAUAAAUCUAAAUUAGUUGAACAUAUGAGGGUUCACACAGGAGAGAUGUUCCAGUGUUCAGAAUGUACUAGUUCAUUUACUUAUAAAUCUAGUUUAGUACAACAUAUGAGGGUUCACACAGGAGAGAUGUUCCAGUGUUCAGAAUGUACUAGUUCAUUUACUAGAAAAUCUGGUUUAGUACAUCAUAUGAGGGUUCACACAGGAGAUAUGUUACAGUGUUCAGAAUGUACUAGUUCAUUUACUAAUAAAUCUAAAUUAGUUGAACAUAUGAGGGUUCACACAGGAGAGAUGUUCCAGUGUUCAGAAUGUACUAGUUCAUUUACUUAUAAAUCUAGUUUAGUACAACACAUGAGGGCUCACACAGGAGAGAAGUUCCAGUGUUCAGAAUGUACUAGUUCAUUUACUAAUAAAUCUAAAUUAGUUGAACAUAUGAGGGUUCACACAGGAGAGAUGUUCCAGUGUUCAGAAUGUACUAGUUCAUUUACUUAUAAAUCUAGUUUAGUACAACAUAUGAGGGUUCACACAGGAGAGAAGUUCCAGUGUUCAGAAUGUACUAGUUCAUUUACUAGAAAAUCUGGUUUAGUACAUCAUAUGAGGGUUCACACAGGAGAUAUGUUACAGUGUUCAGAAUGUACUAGUUCAUUUACUUAUAAAGGUAAUUUAGUACAACAUAUGAGGGCUCACACAGGAGAGAAGUUCCAGUGUUCAGAAUGUACUAGUUCAUUUACUUAUAUAUCUAAAUUAGUUGAACAUAUGAGGGUUCACACAGGAGAGAUGUUCCAGUGUUCAGAAUGUACUAGUUCAUUUACUAAUAAAUCUAAAUUAGUUGAACAUAUGAGGGUUCACACAGGAGAGAUGUUCCAGUGUUCAGAAUGUACUAGUUCAUUUACUAAUAAAUCUAAAUUAGUUGAACAUAUGAGGGUUCACACAGGAGAGAAGUUCCAGUGUUCAGAAUGCACUAGUUCAUUUACUUAUAAAUCUAGUUUAGUACAACAUAUGAGGGUUCACACAGGAGAGAACUGGUCAGGUCAUGGAGUUAAAGAUGAACCUGUUGAUGGUCAACCUUCAAUCUUAAGUAUAUCAGAAGAUCCACUUCAAUCUGAGAUGGUUCCUCCAUCUUCUAUAAAAUUAGAGAGCCUUAAGGAGGAAUUUGAGUUUCUUGAGGAAGAAUUGUGA
Molecule: messenger RNA, 2436 nt
Organism: Homarus americanus (American lobster)
Lineage: Eukaryota; Metazoa; Arthropoda; Malacostraca; Decapoda; Nephropidae
Product: zinc finger protein 850-like
Exons: 3
Coding region: 289-2436 (715 amino acids)
Source: RefSeq, a predicted model, not a curated record